ACAAGCAGCAAGAUUGUUACCUGAACUUCUGGUGCUCAGGGUACUUAAAUUAUACUAAAAGCCUUGAAACGGUCCAGAAGCAGGAGGACACAAAGGUGGCUUAGAGCCAGCACAGCCCCGUCCUUAAGACAUACAGCAAGCAGAAAUUGUGAGAGGUGGGUAGGAGGAAGGGAAGAAAAAGGGAAAAAAAAAAAAAAGAUGAGUUGAUUGACUAGCAGAGGAAAAAAAAAAAAACAUCAUAAAGGUCAAAGCUAAGACUGUAGAUGUGAGAGGCAAAUGGCAGAAAGCUUCACUUCUUGCAACAUUUGCCAUGAAUCUUAAGGGGACACCGUGCAGCUGAAUCGGAGCGGACUCUUGUCAGGAGCACUGAAUGGAAACCAAUCAGAUAGAGAGCCCCCUCGGCUUGGGCUGCCUGCAUGCUGGAGUUAAAAAGUGCUGCCGGCCGAGCGGGAGCCCCAGUGCGAGGCGGGGAGGCUGAGCGGCGGGGCCGAGGAAGGGGCCGGGGAGCCGGGGAAGAGCCGCCGCGCCGGGCGAGGCUCGGCCCCGUCGUGCCUGCUUUGCCGAGAUCCUCUGAGACUGCAAAGACUAUUUAAGGAAGGAAGACGGCAUGAGAUUGGAUUCAAUGCAGUAAAGUAGGUUAGUUUGAGGACAAGACAAAAAGUCGUUAUUUAGACCCCCUUGUGUUGCCGUGAUGAGAACUUACCAUUGCUUCUGGCUGCUGUUUUGGGCUGGUCAGCCCCACCAAAGUUUCUUAACUCCAUUAUCCAAAAGGACUAGUGGCUUUCCAGAAAAGGAAAAGGUUUUGGUAUUGUCUGGAAACAGCAGGCGAGACCUCCAUCGUUCCAAAAGGAGCUGGAUGUGGAAUCAGUUCUUUUUAUUGGAGGAAUACACAGGAACUGACUACCAAUAUGUUGGCAAGCUGCAUUCAGACCAGGAUAAAGGAGAUGGAUCACUUAAGUACAUCCUUUCUGGAGAUGGAGCAGGAGACCUCUUCAUUAUCAAUGAAAACACUGGUGACAUCCAGGCCACAAAGAGACUAGACAGAGAAGAAAAGCCUGUAUACAUACUCCGUGCCCAGGCUAUAAACAGAAGGACUGGAAGACCAGUGGAACCAGAAUCUGAGUUCAUCAUUAAGAUCCAUGAUAUCAAUGACAAUGAGCCAAUGUUUACAAAGGACGUUUACAAUGCCAGCAUUCCCGAAAUGUCAGAUGUUGGUACCUUUGUUGUGCAAGUCACCGCAACUGAUGCCGAUGAUCCUACAUACGGGAACAGUGCUAAAGUUGUCUACAGUAUUCUCCAGGGACAACCAUAUUUCUCCGUCGAAUCUGAGACAGGCAUUAUUAAAACUGCUUUGCUAAACAUGGACCGUGAAAACAGGGAGCAAUACCAAGUGGUCAUCCAGGCUAAGGACAUGGGAGGCCAGAUGGGUGGAUUAUCAGGAACCACCACCGUGAACAUCACACUGACUGACGUAAACGACAAUCCGCCUCGCUUCCCCCAGAGCACAUACCAGUUCAGAGCUCCUGAGUCUACGCCACCUGACUCACCAGUUGGCAGGAUAAAAGCUAAUGAUGCUGACGUGGAUGAAAAUGCAGAGAUUGAAUACAGCAUCACUGAGGGGGAUGGAUAUGACAUGUUUGGAAUUACCACAGACAAGGACACACAGGAAGGAAUUAUAACUGUCAAAAAGGCAUUGGAUUUCGAAAAUAAAAACCUGUAUAUUCUGAAAGUGGAAGCUACCAAUACUCACGUGGACCCUCGAUUCCUCUACCUGGGCCCAUUCAAGGACUCAGCUACAGUCAGAAUUCAGGUGGAGGAUGUAGAUGAACCCCCUGUGUUCAGCAGACCAGCAUACAUAAUGGAGGUGAAAGAAGAUGUUCCAAUAAACAGUGUGAUAGGAACAGUAACUGCUCAGGAUCCAGAUGCUGCCAAGAACCCUGUCAAGUACUCUGUAGAUCGACACACUGAUAUGGACAGAGUAUUCAACAUCAAUUCAGGAAAUGGUUCGAUAUUUACUUCAAAACCCCUUGACCGGGAAACACUGCUAUGGCACAACAUUACAGUAAUAGCAGCAGAGAUCAACAACCCAAAACAAAGCAGCCGUGUCCCAGUGUUCAUUAAGGUUUUGGAUGUAAAUGACAAUGCUCCAGAGUUUGCCAUGUUUUAUGAGACCUUCGUCUGUGAAAAUGCAAAGGCAGAACAGCUGAUACAAACAUUAAGUGCUGUUGAUAAAGAUGACUCUUACAGUGGACAUCAGUUUUCAUUCUCCUUAGCUCCCGAGGCAGCCAGCAGCUCAAACUUUACACUACAGGACAACAGAGACAACACAGCAGGGAUUUUCACCCGAAAAACCAGAUACAACCGGCAUGAAAUGAGUACCUACUUCUUGCCAGUGGUAAUAUCAGACAAUGACUAUCCUAUCCAGAGCAGCACUGAAACGGUGACUAUUCGAGUAUGUGCUUGUGACCAUCGAGGAAAGAUGCUGUCCUGUAAUGCAGAAGCCUUGAUUCAUCCUACUGGUCUUAGCACUGGGGCUCUUAUUGCCAUUCUUCUCUGUAUCAUUAUAUUACUUGUUACAGUGGUGCUGUUUACAGCACUGAGACGGCAGCGGAAAAAAGAGCCUUUGAUUAUUUCCAAAGAAGACAUCAGAGACAACAUUGUCAGUUAUAACGAUGAAGGUGGUGGAGAGGAAGACACCCAGGCAUUUGAUAUCGGCACGCUGAGGAAUCCCGAAGCCAUAGACGAUAAUAAAUUACGCAGAGACAUUGUGCCCGAAACACUUUUUAUGCCACGGCGGACUGCAACAGCGCGAGAUAACACGGAUGUCAGAGAUUUCAUUAACCAAAGGUUAAAGGAAAAUGAUACAGACCCAACGGCACCCCCGUAUGACUCGUUAGCAACCUACGCGUACGAAGGUAAUGGUUCUGUGGCCGAGUCCCUCAGCUCCUUGGAGUCGGUGACUACGGACGGAGAUCAGGACUACGAUUACCUCAGUGACUGGGGGCCUCGGUUUAAAAAGCUGGCAGAUAUGUAUGGCGCAAUGGACAGUGACAAAGACUCUUAAUAUGUUGCCUUUUUUUUUUUUCUUUUUUGUUUCCCUUCCUCAUUUUCAGAAACAGCAUUAAGAUAUGUGAAGUGGCUAUUUCUUUCUAUUUCUCCACAGCUGUGUGAAGGGGUUCUCUGUUCUACCCGUUCAAAUUGUCUAAUGACUGCAGUCUGCGUGGCUCAGCCAUCAGAAAACUUUUUCUAGCAUCAUUUUAUGAGCUUCCAAGAGGCAAAAUUCUUAUUUUUUAGUGCAUCCAGUUUACCAAGCCAAUCUUACAGGCACGGCAGUAGUGGAGGGGGGAAAAAAAAGGAUCAGAUGGGGAGCAAUAUUUUUACUUGUUCUGCUUAUAUUGUAAAUUGGAGUAUAUUACUGUUUAAGCUCACUUGCUCUUUUUACUUGUAUUUGGACUAUUCAGCUCAGACAACUGCUCUGCCGAUUGUGUAUUGCACAUCCCAAUGUAAUGAGGUACCCUAGUUUACCCUAUGUAUUAUAGUCAAAAGUAGUGGUGAUGGAAUGGAGGUUUAUUAUACAAGUAGAGUAAGCUGAGAAAAAACAUCAAACAUGUAUUUUACUCACGAGGAGGGUAGAAAGGCCAAUGGUCAUUUAAACCUAAGUGUUUUUCUAGAACUCACCAUUGCCCCCAAUGCACUGAAUCAUACUAACAUACAUAUAUAUAUAGUUCAUUGACUGCUAUGUAUAUAUUCUUCUGACCUAGCAUUGCUGGAGAGAUGCGUGUGCGUGCAUGUGCGUGUGGUCAGUAGCCCCAAUAUCCAAUUCUUAGAUGGUUUCCCAGUUCUAACCCAGACUUGCCUUGUGAUAUGGGGAAAGUCAUCUAAUCCAACGCCAGAUUAGAUCGUGACUUGGAGGAAGUAGCGGAUCAUAACUGUGCUUUUCUUUGUACUUCUCCAGUCGGCCUCCCCCUGCACAUCAGUUCAGUGACGGCCACUGCACCGGGGAGGUGGGAGUCAGGCUUUUCCUAGCCAUCCACUUCUGCCUGUUCUCAUGUGCAGGAGGGGAGCAGUAGCCUCAAGGGGACUGCCACCCACUGGGGCAAGAGGAGCAACUGCAAAGGAGGAAAGAGUGCUUCUUUUGUCCUGACCUUCCCUGCCUGGAUGCCCAGGGUGGCUUCCCGACUGACUCUCUGCCCAGUUUCGCUAUCUGUAAAGUGGGGAAAUAAUGCCUACCUCAUCAGGAUGUUGCAAGAAUUAUCUAAGUCAUUUGGAAAAUGCUUUAGAGAUGGAAAAUGCUGGCAUUCUGCCAGAGGAACUAGUUUCUCGUGUUUCAGGUGUUUGUUUUCUCCCCCCGCCCCGAUUCAAGCCCUGAAUGCACAAGUAAGCAAGAAUCAAUUGUCAUUCCAGUGGCCUGAAAAGUAGGGUUUAUAACUAUAACUCAUUUUUAAAAAUAAAUUACUGGGCCAGGGUUGUUAAAGACUUCACCAAAAGGUAGAAUUUUAAUCACAAGUCUCUCUGUGUGUGUUUAUCUGCUUUGCCAAGCUAAGUAAUUUUUGUCCGGGGUAGAGAGGGGGAAGAUGCCAUAGUCUCAGGCCAAAACAAUUUUCUUUAUAGCUUGUGCACCACUAAGUAUUUCUGUUGGAUUGUCAAACGCAUGCAGUUGCUGCUCUUCAAAUCCAGCCAGCUAGGAGAGGCUAUCUGGAGAAAACCCUAAGGCACUGCCAUGGGACAUAUCCAAUUCCAGCAGCUAAAAGCCACCCUGUAUGCCAAAGCAGGGACACAGCCCAUGGCACUGUGCCAAGGAAAGAAGGAAUUUUUUUUUUUUUUUUAAGUAUACCUCUUACGUAACUAAUCUCAUUUAUUUCAUUUUGAAACAAUAUUUAAUACCAGAAUUACAAGCAUGCAUCUACUUUCCCCCUCCCCCGAAUCUAAAGUGAAUCAGUUUGAAAACUAAACAGCAGCUCCAAUUUACUCUAAAAAUAAAGAGAAAAGGGAAAAAAGUUAAGAAACAGAAAAUUAAAAGGGAUGAAAAAUUAAUCCCUAGAAUUCAUUACUCCUAGAGAGUUAAAGAGAGCAGUAAGGUUCCCGAGCAUUAGACUUUUACAAGCACGAUGACAUAAUGUCACGUCUUGCGACCCAGCUCACAGUGAGGAGCAUGAGCCAGCCACACUGCGGUGCCCGGCUGGGACUGGGAAGGACUCCUUUGCGGUGGGGAGCACAUUUAUAGGUUUAGGGCAAGGCAGCUAACGGCUUGCAGAAGCCCAGCAUGAUAGAUUAGAUGGGUUUUCAGAGUGGAGGGGCCCAGAGUUUCAACGGGUCCCGAGCCCCCGGUCUCCCUGACGGAGACCUCUCCCGGUGCUUCACUCCAGCAGAGCGAGGUGCCCAGCUCCAUCGCUUAGGGGGGCUGAGCCUGUCGCACCCGUCACGGUGGCAAUGGCACGACUAGGCCCUUAUUAUGCCCUUCGGAGGGCACCCCAGUCAUUUAAGAUUAUAAAAGCCUCUGAAAGUCUAGCCCUUCACAGCUUCCUUGCGAUCAGAGGAACCAGGAGGCGAACUGUCCGAAGCCUGGCUCUGGCACACAGGAGUGACCAUCUGGGUUUCAGCCACGCGGAGGAGCGGCAGAUGCUCAGCAUCACCCGUCACAGGUCCCUCACGGCGGGCUGCUCUCCUCAUAGUCGGUGGAGGCAGAAUAUCCCUCGGGGGCUCUUCCAAACGGCUCCCAAACACACGCCUGCGUCUCACCCUUCGCUGCGCGGGGUUGCCUCGAGCAGGUCGCCUCAACCUCAGAGUCCGGCUGGACGCCCAAAGCGAGCCGGCGAACCGUCCCUUCCCCUCCUCAGGCCGCGAGGAACAGGUCGGCGUGCGGAGGGGACGGCAGAGGCGGCCGCGGAACCGCACGCGUGUUUAGCCCCGCGAGCUGCUCGCGGGGAAGAGGGACUUAGCGCCGCUCGGCUGAAGCCAGACCUUGCACCCUGAAAGGGCUGGGCCACCCUGCAGGUAAACCUGCAUUAGGCACUCUUUGGGGUGGAAUAACAAGACAGGAGGAUCGCUGAUCUCCUUGUAACUACGUUCCUAUGGUUGUACAGUGAUUUUGUCCGAUUUAGUGGUUGUUAGUAGCAGUCCAAGCGCAAGGGGCUUUUUUGUUUUUCUUUUUUUUUUCUUUUAAUUGAAAACUGGUUUUUUCUUGUCCAUUGAGUGACACAGUAAAUAAUAGAGAGUGGCUACUCGUGCCUGUUGUGUAUAUAUAUUAUAUAUAAAAUUAUGUUAUGUCACCACAAAUAGGGUGCCUGAAUAGCAAAUGGAUUCUUCUAGGAAAAUUCAAGGCAAACUUGCAUCUGAAUUAUUAUUCAUCCAUCUAGGUUUUAAGGUCUAGUUUCUCCUGCAAAUUAGACAGAUUUAGCAUCUCUCACACAGAAGAAGAGUUCAAUUCUGUCUUUUCUUCUUGCUUGGCAGUACCACAAAGUGCAAUUUAUAAAAUCAGUACUGCAUAUUAAAUAUUGAAAGUGCCAUAUUGCAGUGAAUACAAAACUUUGCAGUAGUAUUUCUUUGCACUUUGUUGCAUGCCGGCGUGCUAGAUGAUAGAACCGAGUAUUUAACAAUGCUAGAAUUGUCACUUAUAGAUAAACAAGUGUUAGACUAUGGGCUAUGAAGUGGGUUUCAAGGCUGUUUUAAGCCUGCUUUUCUUAAAACCACACGUAUUUGAGAAGAAAUAUUAUUAUGAAGUUUAGCUAAGCCAGGUAGAGAGAUGAGCAAUGCGGUUGGCUUUUAAUUUGUAAAAACAUCUGAUCUAACAACAGGGGACCUAUUAAAAGAUACCAAGGAACUCAGUGGAGUUAACAUGAAACAGGGGCAUGUUUACAUGGGAGACUUUUCCAGCCUUGCUACUGCAGAACAAUAACAUCUCUACACUUGAAAUGGAAUAAGGUUUCUAGUAUAGCUAUUUCAUCCCAGCUCCCAAACCAGCCAUUUUAUUCCAGAAAAAUGAUUUUUUUACUCCAGAAAAAUUAUUAUUUCAGGUUAAAACUGAUUCUGUCUCACAGCAGCACCAGUAUGGGGAGACACGGCAGCACAUACCUCCAAUGCAGUCGUGCCAGGACAUCUCUCUGUGUAGACAAGCACUUGGAAGAGAGCUGCGGCAGAAACAUGCAGUGAGCUCCAGACAAGGGAAUUUGGGUGUUUCCACAGGGCUUUACCAACAGUACCACACGACUGGGAUGUGUUCCCACACCUGACAUAGACGGAGAUGUGUCUAACCAUGAGAAAAACAAGUUGUCUGUGUUUUCUACUUAUCACUGGUUAAAAAAAAAAAAAUGCUGGGAAAGAUUCUGAGUACAACACUUCACCUGUACCAACAGCAGUAUUCUCUAAAUUUGUCCUAAGAAACAGAUAUAUUUUUCUGACUUUUUUUAUUUUGUUAGUUGUCAGGUCUUACUUCAUUCUAUGGACAGGUAUUUCCUGGCUGUUAAAUGUGAAUGGGAGAGGCAACCUUCAAACAAUCCAGUUUUGGAAGUAGCAGGCUCCAUUACAAGGCACAACAUUUCCAUUUCUCUGUCACAAAAACAAAAAAAUCCCACAAAAAUAAACUAACUGAGUAUCUGUAGUACCAUAAAAAGCAGAACGGUCAUAAAGAAGUAGAGCAGGGAGAAAUGGCUUUGGGCAUGCGUGUCUGCACACGUACAGUAUGAAUAAAAAGAAGGGAAUAAUGCACAUUGGAAGCCGGCCAUGUUUCAAACCCAGAUUUAUCCAUGUUGAGGAGGGCCAAUGGUGCACAGUCACUUCUAACACUUUCACGCUUCCUACAUCAGCCAGAGGGAGAUUUGCAUGGAUAGAGAGACAGACAUCAUCUUUUUCAGACCAAGCAAAUUAAAUCCAGGCCAUUCCAUGCAGCUCUCUAGGAAAGAAAGUCCCUUUGUCAUGAUUAUUAUUAAAACAUGUUAAAUUUCUGCAGCAGAUCUAUCUUGAUGGCCUUCUGCAGGGUGAAUUAUGGACAGCGAUUCUGAGCAGGUAACUCUCUGCGAACACCACUGUGUUAGCUCUUCCUGCCACCAUCUGUUUUAAAUCCCUCCACAUUUCCUUUGGUUGUAAGUAGUAUUGAAGUGUUUCAGAAGACCACUGUCCCAACUGGAUGCUGCCAUUCCCUGCCCAUUUGUGUUUCAAUUAAACACUGCAGGCUGAGUUCCCUUAUUAAAUGAGAGCUGUCAAAUUAACAGUCAUUACGCUGCUUCCAAUGAGUAUGAACUAAGUCAUUAAGUUGUGAAAGGCAGGGUUUUCUUCUAACCCCUCCAGACCUGUGAACAGCAGCCUCCUCCAAUAAAUAUCAAAGCUACAACAGGUUUUGGGUUUUUUUUUCAGUUUAGUCUUCAGAAAGACUUGUUUUCUUAGAGAUUGUUUCUGUACUUAAAGAGGAACAAAAGCAUAUUUAAUGUCUACGGCCUCAUGCAUUGCUCCAGAGGGAGGGCAAAAACCACAGCAGCCAAUGCAAUGUUUUUAAUGUCAGUCUCUCCCCUCAGUAGUUUUAUUUAGGUACAGCUGAAACAACCUUGAUCCUGCCCAUCACUUGGCGAUAUUACACUUUUCAGCCCAGACCUGCGUUUGUCAUACACUGAACACUUUCCCAAACCGUUCAUUAAAUUCAGCAGUGGAUAUGCAAAAGCCAUGGCUGGGGUUACAGGGAGUACAAGAGUCAGAGAACUGGGAGUUUCAGGAGGAAGAACAGAAAGUGGAUUGCAUGGGGGGUUGGGGGGAGGUAAUCACUCAUAUGCAAGGCAGGCCCGUGGCACUUAAAAGCCACAAAGCUGUCAUAUUAUGCAUAGAAUUACUGGAUUUCAAAUGAGUUCUUACAGAACCUGCUCUUUUUUUUUUUUUUUUUGCAUGUGUCUUUUGCUUUCUUUAAAAAAAAAAAAAAAAAGGAGCUGCUAACUUCAAAUUUCUCCUUCCACAAAGUCAAUUCGACAAAUAAAUCUUAAGUCCAGCAUACAGAGAAAUUCUUUCCAAUCCCAUGGGCUUUUGACCUUACCUAUGAGACUGCACUAUUUAUGUAAAUAUACCUGGAGACACUUUCUAUAAGCUUUUAGUUUUCUAUGAUCUAUUACUUUAGUGUUUAUUAAAGAAACAAAUGUAUAGAAUUAUUAAGCAUUCAGGUGAACACAACAAAGAAACGACACUGCAAACACAAAAUUGUUCUGGAUUUUGACACAUAAAAAAACUCUUCAGAAUCACUGUACUGUUUUAAUUCUGUGAUUACUUUCAUUGCUUUGAAAAAUUAAACUUAAAAGAAAGGCCUUAUAAUAAAUGCUAUGUGCAUCUUAACUGUGUUACUGAGCGAAAUCAAUCUGGCAAACUCCUAUUGCGAUUUGUGAUUUUUAAACCCUUAAAAUAAAUGCUUUUCGGUAUUGAUUUUUUUUGAUUAAAAAUACUUCCAAGCAUAAAUUGAAACUGAUGCCGCCGCCUGGGAAGAUUUACUUGCUGGCACGCUCCAGCCACACAGUCUCUCGCGAUGUCAUCCCCUGGUUAUGCCAAGGGAGCCUCAGCAUCGGACAGAUCCGGUCACUGCUCAGCACAGAGGGACAUUUGCGGGCAGUAAGAUUUUUGUCACCCAAGAGAUUUACACCUAGAAGCUUCCCUGUGUUGCAAAGGGACCCAUGCUGGAAUGAUUCUCUCUUCUGCAGCGUGGAUGGGCAAUUUGUUAUGGUCAGAUGGCAAGUGUGCACUCUUCUCCCUUAUAUUUCCUGUUCACUGUACUGGCUUCUUUUUUGGGGGUGGGGGGCAGGGGGGAAAGAAAUUUAAGGAUUUAAUGAGAAACCAAUUUGAACAACAAUUUCUCACAGACAGAGUGAAUUUGCCUUUUUGCAAAUUGAUUUUUGUAACAAGUUAUUUAUAUGAUACUACUUAAUAAAUCGUUUUUUCUAA
Molecule: messenger RNA, 9906 nt
Organism: Aquila chrysaetos chrysaetos
Lineage: Eukaryota; Metazoa; Chordata; Aves; Accipitriformes; Accipitridae
Product: cadherin-6
Exons: 13
Coding region: 692-3064 (790 amino acids)
Biological process (GO): homophilic cell-cell adhesion; calcium-dependent cell-cell adhesion; adherens junction organization
Cellular component (GO): plasma membrane; catenin complex; adherens junction
Molecular function (GO): calcium ion binding; cadherin binding
Source: RefSeq, a predicted model, not a curated record